AAAUUUACCUAGGUAAAUAGCAGCCAAUUGAUUAUGAGUUGUCAGGCAAUUAUGACUUAUCGCUUCUACUGACUCGCUGACUCAGUAGAAGUAGACUUUAGAGGUUUAAGAUUUUCGUAUUCACCUUAGCUUUAUUGUUAAACAUCAGUCGAUAUAUAUUUAUAAGUCCUAGAAUACAUCUUCAGUUCUAGAAAUGAACAAAACAAUCUGGAAACUUAUUUUCACACUGUAUGUCUUGACUCCAGUGUCAGGGUACAGUUCAAUGUCGGAAAAAUUAGAAGGACUGCUGUUGUCGUUGGAUAAACUUAUUUAUUACUACGAACAACAUAGCAGUGAAUUUAAUUUUGAUGGUAUAUUUGGCCUUAUACCUUUAAAAGGAGCCCUUGAAAGUAUUACUGAUGAAUCUUUGUAUGAAAACUAUGAAGAUGUCAAGUUCGCGUUGUUACCACUGAUGAGGAAACUUAAGAUUCAACUUUCGAGGAUAAACGCGAUCAUUAGGGAAAGUGUGAAACUCUUUGAAAAGACAAGAGACCCCUACUUUAUGAAAAUGGGUCAACUUUUGGCACUGAAAUGGACUUUUCCCAGUAGGAACAUCCUGUAUUCUUUUUCGUCAAAUUCAUUAUUCAUACCAAGCGUGCAAAAUAUUUCUAGUGAUGAUUGUAUUAUUCAGCUACUAAAUGCCAACCAUUAUGGGACUUUUGAUUGUCAUCUUUCAAUGAAGUGUAUCCUAAAGCUCAUGAACUUUCACUCUCGUGGUUAUGAAUUGACUCACCAAGUUCUAUACAUUCUAAUUUCACAUCAAGUUAAUUGUACUGAUUCCCUGGAUGCCUUACAAAAUAAACUGUGUUCAAUUUUGUUUAGAGACUUCGUUAAAUUGUUUCUGCGUGUGGAGAUGAUCCCUCAAAAUCGGGAUAUUUUACUUGAAAAAAUGUUUGUGUGCGGAGGUCUUGGUUACGAAAAUUUUAUUCAGUUUUCUAUUCUGAGCAGAAUUUUAUCGUGGCAACAGCCUUCUGGAUGUUUUAUUUCUUCAGGUCCAGCAGGUGAAAAAAGCGAGCAUAGAAAUACUAAAAUCAUGUUUCACGAACGCCAUCCCCUUGUUGAACGCAGACACGCAGGCUCUGUUCUUACCAUUGACUCUCACUGGUUCCGCUCUUUUGAGUUCACUUUUGAAAAAUUUGCAUCAACAUUCCAAACUGUUUAAUUCCACCGUAAAAUCAACAUUUUACCAAGUGUUUAUUCUGAGCUCCCUAAAAGUUCACUUUGUGUGCUUAUUAUUGUAUUUUGAAUGUUUCACUAUUGUGCAAAACAUAUGGUUGUCUAUCACAUAUGACUUCUGUGGCUGCCGCUGUGAUGGGUCUGUAUUUGAGGGCGUUUUUCAUCCCCACAGGGUACAUGGAUGGAUAUUCAACCGAUUCAAUGCCUAUUAUAUGGAAAGUGUUUUUGGUCAGAUCAUAUACUUCACUUCCAAAACUGAUAGAAGAUGAUGAUAAUCAAAGUGGAAUUUCAAAUCAAAAUAUAUUAAACUCAUUUUCAAAUCGAUUAAUACAUGUUAAAGGACCAAUAUAUUUACCAACCCGGAACCCAUUUAGUUUAAGUUAUUCAACCCAUUUUCAAGAAAAACUGCACGAAAUAAAUUCAGAUUUUUUAUUUGUUAGUAUUUUACUCUUCUGUUCUAUUUGUAUUUUUCUCUACUUAUUAUUACGUAGUUUUAUAGUCUACUGUGGGCUUUUCAACUCGUCAAAACCAUCUUUAAAAGUAUAAGUAACAGAAAAGAAACUGUACUCUACCAUUUAUCAUUCAUAUUUCGUUCUUUUCAACUUACCAUUCGGUUAUUCUAAAUGAAAUUUUGUAAAAACAUUUAACUGUGAUAAAAAUUUAUCUUUUAAUAGAAAAAAUAUAUUAUAAUUUUGUUCGUA
Schistosoma margrebowiei is the source of this 1916-nucleotide messenger RNA. NCBI's taxonomy places the organism in Eukaryota, Metazoa, Platyhelminthes, Trematoda, Strigeidida, Schistosomatidae. The record is from the annotation of a GenBank genome assembly.